AUGCGUCAGCUGAAAUCUGCUCAUGUAGUUUUCAGCCUUUUCUUGUUGACGAGCAGCGUAUGCUCCUCAGAAAACAACCUCUGCCAGUGCGGCGAGCCUCAGUUUGAGGGUCGAAAUGUUGAUAACAACAUUGUCGACCCGCAUAAACGUAUUAUGACCGCACCUGAGCAGCCCAACACCAAUGUCCAACCAGUUUCCCAGGAAAUCCCAACUCCUGCCGGCGACGAACUACCGCCCGGCGGUGUUUCCUCAGGGGGAUACCAGCCUUCUUCGCGGGGAUCUCCAACCUUGAGAAGUACAUCAUCCACUAAUGAGCUUCCUCCGGGAGCAAACACCUCUGAAAGCAACCCUCUUCCUGUUCCUAUACCCAAACAAUCUGGCGGACCUCCCUCAGCCUCGACCGGAUCUCCCAACUCUCAAGCACAGCUUGAUCCCGGUGUGAGCGGUGCUUCAAGUAGCGUUCCAGAUCCUACUCUUUCUCCGAGUGCGUCAUCGAACAAGAACGGAACUGAUUCGGUAGCUCCAGGAGCCUCUGCUCCAGGACACCAAACCGGCACUGAGGCUCGCAUCAACGGCUCAGCCACUUCCCCGGGUUCAUCUUCGGCUUUGUUUCCCGGUUCAUCUUCGGCUACAUCUCCUGGCUCAUCUCCUGGCACAUCUUCGGCUUCAUCUCCUGGUCCAAUUCCUGGUUCAUCUGCCGUUUCAUCUCCUGGUUCAACUCCAAACCUGACAUCAAAUCCCACUCCCUCGAACCCAUCGUCUUUGCCUCCCAAGCAGACAUCCACCCUUCCAGCUUCAGCUGAAAAAUCUCAGGGAAGUCCCGGAAAACCAACAGACGACCAAAAAGCGGCAAUUAUUGUGAGCUCGGUCUUACUGGGGGUACUCUUGAUCAUUGGCGUCAUAUCAGCUUUCCUGAGACGAAAGCGGAACAAAAUUGAAGCACUUAGGCGCCAGGAGGAAGGUACCAUGCAAGCAAAACCUGGCGAGUUUGGAAGACGUGGGACGGUACUGGUUGGUCGGGGUUUGGAGUCGUCUCAUGGUCUUCCUAGCUCUGGAGGCUGGCUCGACAAUCGGUCGAGCGAGUUCGGAACAACCGCAAGGACACUGUCUAUCUCGUCUUCUUCAACCAGCGCAGAUAGUAAUGAGGCUGAGUUGAACCCAGCUUGAUGUAAUAAUCGGUUUCGUGAAGAGUUUUGUCUUGGGUACCAUGCAAUGUUGUAGAUAGGAAAUCUCGGGAAUGUUGGUUGAUGGAGGAUUGGGUAAAUAGUUCCACUUGAAACAUGCAGUCAAUUUGGCAUCAGCAAGAUGCUAUACAAUUUUUUUUCUUCAUCUACAAUUUCCAUUGCCUUUUCUUAUUUUCCUUGCGUCUUAUUUUCUCUUUCUAUUUUUAUUCCAAUGACAUGUAUGAAAUUUGAUGAACCAGAAUAUUAAUAGAAAUUGAAAGCA
Messenger RNA from Puccinia graminis f. sp. tritici CRL 75-36-700-3, 1446 nucleotides. RefSeq lists its product as uncharacterized. The transcript is spliced from 3 exons. Lineage: Eukaryota; Fungi; Basidiomycota; Pucciniomycetes; Pucciniales; Pucciniaceae. The record is from RefSeq and is a predicted model, not a curated record. Bases 1 to 1167 code for a protein of 388 amino acids.